UAUUUAGACCGCUUCUUCCUCUCACGGUGCUCGACCACCGCGCUCGCGAACCAACCAUCCACCGCAAGAUCGAACCACCAGCCAUGGCGGGCACCGCCCAAGAAGGCCUCACCCACCGCGUCGCCACCAGGGACGACGACAACACGACUGUCGCGCCGGCCGUCGUCGGCGCGAGCCGGGACACGAAGAAGCCGGGCCGGGCCAACCGCGGCCUCCGGUCGCUCGCCGCCGCGGUGUCCCUCUCCGCCGGGCUCACCGCCUUGUCCUUCUUAGCCUCCGGAUCCUCCUCGAACGCGAAGGCGCGGACAGUGGCGGUCGUGCGGGCCGGGUCGGUGGCGGCGGAGGCGGUGAUGGCGCUGGCGGCGUGGAUGGCGUGGGCGGAGGGCGGCCUGCACGCGCGCCCGGGCGCCACGCUGGCCCCUUUCGCUGCGCAUCUCGGGGCCGCUCUGGCGUGGGCGCCGCUGGUGCUGGGCCACGGCGCGGCAGGGGCGGGGCUGGCGUGCUGCGCGGCGAUGGCGGCGGGCGCCGUGGCGUGCGCGCGCGGGUUCGGCGGCGUGAACCCCGUCGCGGGCGACCUCGCCAAGGCCGGCGUCGCCUGGGCCGUGCUCCUCGCAGUCAUCAACUACAAGAUGCUCUGAACAGAUCGACGAGCUGGCCUCUCUCUUGAUCUCAUCUUCUCGUGUAGUGUCUUGAGUGUUCGAUCGUGUGCGCCAACUCUCUCUCUCUCUCUCUCUCUCUCUCUCUCUCUCUCUCUCUGUACUGUAUAACGCUUCUACUUCUACUACUACUACGUAAAUGCGUGUGAAGAUACAA
This is a messenger RNA of Phragmites australis (common reed), 813 nucleotides long. RefSeq names its product translocator protein homolog. The record is from RefSeq and is a predicted model, not a curated record. Bases 84 to 638 code for a protein of 184 amino acids. NCBI's taxonomy places the organism in Eukaryota, Viridiplantae, Streptophyta, Magnoliopsida, Poales, Poaceae. Gene Ontology annotation, cellular component: membrane. The transcript has a single exon.